Symbiodinium sp. CCMP2592 is the source of this 357-nucleotide messenger RNA. Lineage: Eukaryota; Dinophyceae; Suessiales; Symbiodiniaceae. The record is from the annotation of a GenBank genome assembly.
AUGGGGAGCGUGUUCUCCGAGGAAGCUGAGGAGCACGUUGCCCCUGUGCCGGUGUGUCUGCAUGUCCACUGUGAUGACGAAUGCGUGGCGACGCCAAAAUCUGCUUUGACAAGCACUGUGGCGCCAGACUCGCCGGAAGUGAUGAUGACGGAGGAGAGCCUCGCCGCAGACGUGCGAGCUGUUGGCACGCUGCCGUUGGAGCAAGAUGCUCUUCAAGUCAUGUCCAUCGAUGAACGCAUCGACGAGGGCGUUGCCACGCCAACCUCCGGUCUUACAAACGUCGUGCCCGCAGACGGCUGGUGCGCAGCUCUGUUCAACGCUGUCGUGGACUACCUUCCUGCGUGGACAGCCUUUGAG